Messenger RNA from Xyrauchen texanus (razorback sucker), 7722 nucleotides. RefSeq names its product probable E3 ubiquitin-protein ligase HERC3. Gene Ontology annotation, molecular function: ubiquitin protein ligase activity. Gene Ontology annotation, biological process: ubiquitin-dependent protein catabolic process; protein ubiquitination. The coding region runs from base 22 to 5715 and encodes 1897 amino acids. The record is from RefSeq and is a predicted model, not a curated record. The transcript is spliced from 46 exons. Lineage: Eukaryota; Metazoa; Chordata; Actinopteri; Cypriniformes; Catostomidae.
CUUCCUUCAUCUACUGUGAGGAUGUUGUGUUAUUGGGGAGCGCAGGUCAGGGAGGGCUUCGGGUUGUUACAGCCUGAUCAUGUCAGACAUGCGGAUUUUGGUGGUAUCCGCUUCAUGUUUCCAAAAUCAGAAAUACAGGACCUGUCAGCGGGAAGAAGCUUUGUUGGAUUCAUCCGGGAUGGGAAGGUCUCGGUCAUGAGGUUGCGCCCUGAAGACAACCAUCAUGAUGGCAGACUAAAACAGUUACAAAUAAAGAAUGAUAAAAUUACAUCAGUUGAAUGUGGGGAUGCUGGUGCGGUCCUUCUCGCUCAUGGAGGAAAAGUUCUUAUUAUGGACAAAUCUACGAUGUGCAAUCCUCUCAAAGGCCUGGACAACAGGAAGGUGAUUCAGAUCACAUGUGGAGACCAGCAUUCAAUGGCACUAACUCACGAUGGUCAGUUGUUUGUAUGGGGUGAGAACUCUCAUGGUCAGCUGGGUUUGAAGGAAGGACAAUCUGGCACUCUGACUGCUCAACAUGUUCAGAGUCUGUCUGGAAUUCCUCUGGCUCAGAUCAGCGCUGGAGGAGACCACAGCUUCGCCUUGUCUCUCUCUGGAGCUGUGUUUGGAUGGGGGAAGAACAACGCUGGACAGCUGGGCCUAGGAGACACCAAAGACAGACACGUCCCAACAGUUGUAAGCAGCCUGACCCAGAAGAAAACUGUGUUGAUCUCAUGUGGUGGGGAACACACAGCAACUUUAUCAAAGGGCGGCACUGUGUUCACAUUUGGAUCGGGACGUUUUGGGCAACUUGGACACAACUCAUUUAGAGAUGAACAUCAUCCGCGGGUGGUCGCUGAACUGUGGGGAUCUGAAGUGUCCCAGGUCACAUGUGGAAGAAAUCACACUCUUGUAUUAGUGGAAUCGUCAAAGCUGAUCUACUCAUUUGGAUGUGGGAUGCAAGGGCAGUUGGGAAAUGGACAAAUGUGCAAUCAGUCUGUGCCAUUACCUGUGAAGCUACCAACUGAAUCUAAUCAUGCAUAUGUAGUUGGAAAACUCAUUUCUGGGGAGAACCAUUCCUUUGCCUUGUGUUUCAAGGAACUUGGGAAUGAUACAGCAACGCCUAGACCCAAUCAAAUCAGAGAGAUUUUGACAUUAGAUUACAGAAUGAUUGAACAAUGGGUGAAUGAAAGUGACCCAAAAUCAUGGCCAAAAAUAAAAAAUGAAAUCAACAAAGUGUUCUCAUCCACUGCCUCUUUAAAUGGAAGUUUUCUCAAAACAAGUUGUGAUGAACAUUACCAGACAUCUGUGGAGCUCUGUGGUUUGGAUUUUGACCUGAUCAAACAGUCUUUUGCAAAGUUAUCAGAGAAUAAAAUGGUGCUAUCAGAGGUUGUGAACGUUGUUCAGCGUACACUGCUGCCUUCUCUGAACACAAAUCCAGCUGGUGUUGAAGCUUUGAGACUUUACCUUCUCCUCCCUGAACUCAUCAACAGAACUGAAUGCACCGAAUGUACGGAAACACUGGCCUCCAAAAUCCUUCAGCUGAAUCCUGCUGCUCUGAAGGUGUUAGAGAACUACUGGUCCAAACUCCCUGAUGACUGUCUCAAAGGCUUGGUGGUGUUGUUUCGUAAAGAAUCUGCUAAGUUGAUUUACAGGAUUUGCCAUGGCAAAAUGAACAUACUGAAACGACUGCAGAAAUGUGUGCAGGUCCUUCAGAUGCUUUAUAAGGUCCGCUGCAUUACCCGCAAUGACAUGAUCACAAACAGGGAUUUCAUCAUUCAUGAGAUCAAUGAUCUCAUUGACACGCUUCAAGCCACAGAUGUAACCACAGUUUGUCUUUGGGAUGGGUGUGAAGAUCUCAGUGAAAUUUUUAAACUGAGAGAUUACUAUAUUGGAACUCUUAAAGUGCUGGUCAAUUUCCCCUUUGUGGCUGACACCAUUUCUAAACAGCAAAUAUUUACUUACUUGCAGAAUCCUUUCUUGGAGGGUUUUCCAGAAAUAGACCUACUCAAUUUCCAUCGGAACAAGUUGCACAUAAACCGGCAAACAAUAUUGAAGGACACACUUUUUUAUCUCAAAAUAGGCAUCAUCUCAUUUUCCAUUAAUCUGCAGGUCCAGUUUGUUGGGGAGAAUGGGGUCGAUCAGAGGGGCUUAUCUGCUGAGUUUUUCUCCCUACUUUCACGGUCGAUUCUCACUUGGGACAAAAGGCUGCUGGAAGUCUGUGAGAAUUUUCUGAUUUGGUUUCGUUCUGAUUGCACACACGAAGAAGUUUGUGACGUCACAGAUUUUUAUUACAUCGGCAUUAUGUGUGGAAUGGCACUGCACAACCAUCAUUACAUGAGCAUUAACUUUCCAUUGGCGUUGUUCAAGAAACUCCUCCAACUGAGUCCCACAUUCAGUGAUCUAGAGGAACUGUCCCCUGUGGAGGCCAGAAGUUUGAAAAAUCUUCUCGAGGAGGAUGAAGAAGUAGUGGAUGAGCUCUUUUUGGAUUUCACGGUCAAAGGGCAAGAGCUCAUUCCAAAUGGAAGUCAGAUUCCAGUGACCAAAAUUAAUAGACAGAAGUAUGUGGAUAUGUACGUCGACUUUGUUUUCAACAAGUCAGUGAAGAAUCGGUUCGAGCAGUUCUCAAGAGGUUUUUCUGAGGGUUGUCCGGUCAAUGCUUGGAAGAUGUUCCACCCUGAAGAACUCCGGGAACUUUUCCAUGGUUCGCGUGAAUAUGCGUGGAAAGACCUUCGCCAGUGUGCUACCUACGAACGCUGUUCUCCCUCUGAUGAGCUUAUCAUGAAUUUCUGGACUGUUUUCUUCGAGUUGUCUGAAGAGAACAAGAAGAAAUUUCUACUUUUCAUGUAUGGAACGGACUGUGUUCCUGUCGGAGGUCUCUCAAAGCUGUCACUGAAGAUUGUGCAGUUGAACCUUCCUGAGCCAGAUGACCGUUUCCCAGAAGCCCAGAUCUGUUUUGGCAUAUUGCAUCUCCCCAAAUACAGCAAUACUGACAUACUUCGCAACAAGUUAAUGCAUGCUAUCAACUUCUGUGAGGUUUUUGGACAGAGUCCUCUCAAAGGCCUGGACAACAGGAAUGUGAUUCAGAUCACAUGUGGAGACCAGCAUUCAAUGGCACUAACUCAAGAUGGUCAGUUGUUUGUAUGGGGUGAGAACUCUCAUGGUCAGCUGGGUUUGAAGGAAGGACAAUCUGGCACUCUGACUGCUCAACAUGUUCAGAGUCUGUCUGGAAUUCCUCUGGCUCAGAUCAGCGCUGGAGGAGACCACAGCUUCGCCUUGUCUCUCUCUGGAGCUGUGUUUGGAUGGGGGAAGAACAACUCUGGACAGCUGGGCCUAGGAGACACCAAAGACAGACAUGUCCCAACAGUUGUAAACUGCCUAAAUCAGAAGAAAACGGUCAUGAUCGCUUGUGGAGGGGAACACACUGCCUCUAUAUCAAAGGGCGGCACUGUGUUCACAUUUGGAUCGGGACGUUUUGGGCAACUUGGACACAACUCAUUUAGAGAUGAACAUCAUCCGCGGGUGGUCGCUGAACUGUGGGGAUCUGAAGUGUCCCAGGUCACAUGUGGAAGAAAUCACACUCUUGUAUUAGUGGAUUCGUCAAAGCUGAUCUACUCAUUUGGAUGUGGGAUGCAAGGGCAGUUGGGAAAUGGACAAAUGUGCAAUCAGUCUGUGCCAUUACCUGUGAAGCUACCAACUGAAUCUAAUAAUGCAUAUGCAAUUAAAAAACUCACGACUGGGGAGAACCAUUCCUUUGCCUUGUUUAACAAAGAAGUUGGGAAUGCUUCAGCAAAGCAUAAACCCAAUCCAGGUAGAUCGGUUUUGACAUUAGACGAAAUAAUGAUUGACAGAUGGAUGACUGAAUGUGACUCAAAGGCAUGGAAAACAAAAAAGAAUGAAAUCAAGAAAGUGUUCUCUUCUGCUGCCUGUCUGAAUGGAAGUUUUCUCAAAACUAGUUGUGAUAAACAUUACCAGACAUCUGUGGAGCUCUGUGGUUUGGAUUUUGACCUGAUCAAACAGUCUUUUGUAAAGUUAUCAGAGAAUGAAAGGGUAAUAUCAAAGGUUGUGAACGUUGUUCAGCGUACACUGCUGCCUUCUCUGAACAAAAAUCCAGCUGGUGUUGAAGCUUUGAGACUUUACCUUCUCCUCCCUGAACUCAUCAGAGUUCUCCAGAAACCACAAAGAACUAAACUGACUGAAGAUCUGGCCUCCAAAAUCCUUCAACUCAGUCCUGCUGCUCUGAAGGUGUUAGAGAAUUACUGGUUCGCACUCCCUGAUGACUAUCUCAAAGGCUUGGUGAAGUUAUUUCGCAAAGAAUCUGCUGACUUGAUUGGCAGCAUUGCUGAUGGUCAAAAGGUCAUUCCAGGACACCUGCAGAAUUUUUUGCAGGUCCUUCUGAUGCUUUAUAAGGUCUUCUGCAGGACCCACAAAGACAUCACAAACAGGGAUUUCAUCAUACAUGAGAUCAAUGAUCUUCUUGACAUGCUGCAGGUGACCAACGAAGACCUGACUGACAUGAGUUGGUGGCUUGAUCAGAGAGGAGAGAUCAAUGCGUUGCAGAAGUUGAGAGAUUACUAUGUUGAAAAUAUGAAAAUAUUGGUUGAUUUCCCUUUUGUGGCUGACACCGCAUCUAAACAGAGAAUAUUCUUUCACUUGCAGGAUCUACACAUUCAAAACAUAGGCCGGAUCAUGUUCUCUGUCCAUGGCAACAUGUUGCACAUAAACAGGCAAUCACUGUUGGAGGACACACUUCAGUAUCUAAGACAAGACAUCCACUCUUUUUCCCAUCUAUUGAAGGUGGAAUUUGUUGGUGAGAUUGGCGUCGAUGAAAGGGGCUUAUCUGCUGAGUUUUUCUCCAUACUUUCACAGUCUAUUCUUACAUGGGAGAAACAGCUGCUGGAAGUCUGUGAGAAUUCAGUGGUUUGGUUCAAUCCUGAUUGCAUACACAAAGAAAAUUGUGAUGUCACAGAUUUUUAUUACAUCGGCAUUAUGUGUGGAAUGGCACUGUACAACCAUCAUUACAUGAGCAUUAACUUUCCAUUGGCGUUGUUCAAGAAACUCCUCCAACAGAGUCCCACACUCAGUGAUCUAGAGGAACUGUCCCCUGUGGAGGCCAGAAGUUUGAAAAAUCUUCUGGAGGAGGAUGAGGAAGUGGUGGAUGAGCUCUUUUUGGACUUCACGGUCAAAGGUCAAGAACUCAUUCCAAAUGGAUGUCAGAUUCCAGUGACCAUAAUUAAUAGAGAGAAGUAUGUGGAUUUGUAUGUUGACUUCGUUUUCAACAAGGCGGUGACGAAUCAGUUCGAGCAGUUUUCAAGAGGUUUUUCAAAAGGUUUUCCUCUCAGUGCCUUGAGAAUGUUCCACCCUGAAGAACUCAAGGAGCUUUUUCAUGGUUCACCUGAAUAUAAGUGGAAAGACCUUCUCCAGUGUGCUACCUACGAACGCUGUUCUCCCUCUGAUGAGCUUAUCAUGAAUUUCUGGACUGUUUUCUUCGAGUUGUCUGAAGAGAACAAGAAGAAAUUUCUACUUUUCAUGUAUGGAACGGACUGUGUUCCUGUCGGAGGUCUCUCAAAGCGGUCACUGAAGAUUGUGAAGUUGAACCAUCCUGACCCAGAUGACCGUUUCCCAGAAGCCCAGAUCUGUUUUGACAUAUUGCAUCUCCCCAAAUACAGCAAUAUUGACAUACUUCGCAAAAAGCUAAUACAUGCUAUCAACUACUGUGAGGUUUUUGGACGGGUGUGAAAUUUCCUCAAGGAAUAAGCCGGCCCCAAAAUAUAUGUUGCUGAUUGCACUUAGAGGCUCGUCCACACUGAAACGUCUGAAAACAUUUAAAUCUCCUUACUGCUCAUUUGAAAAAAACGAAAGAAUUAUUAGCCUGCGUCAUUUCUAUGUACAGUCUGAAACGCCAUUUUUCUCAUGUUUCGUCACCACCGAACAGCAAUUCUGAGUAACUUUCCGUUGCCUUUGAAGGAAUGCAUUGCAAAGGUUAAAGAAAGUAACAUUUAUCUUUAACAACGCUUUCAAAGUGUAUAGCAUGCACAACAACAUAAGCCGCCAUAUUAAUUGUUUUGGGUUGAAUGGAUCACAUGACUGCGUCACAUGACAAAAAAAUACCUCAUUGUUUUUUAAUAUCGUUUUUACUCUCCGAACUACAACGUGAAGAAGCCGUUUCCAAAUGCAUCCACUUGGGAUAGUGUUUUCGAGAAGCUGUAUUUUCGCUAGACAGAAACACUCUCUGUGUGGAUAGAAGGUCAAAACAUAGAGAAAAAUAUGCAUUUACAAACGAAAUCAAAUGAGUGUGGACUUUGCCUGAAUCUCUUUAUGAAAUGUUACAUACAUAUUAACCGGAGCUCUUUCAGUUACAAAUGUGCAAAUAUAUGGUCAAUAUUGAUUACUACAUUAUUGCCUUGGUAGGGGAAAAUAUUUUUCUAAAAGUUGUCAAAAUGGAGUUUCAUUUAACAAGGUUCAGGAGGAGCAAGUCAUUUAAUCCGACCAAUCACAGAGCCAGAGUAAGAGUAUAUAUACUUCUAUCAGGAAGACUCGCAGACUUGAGUGACAUUGAAGAUUACAUUUAUUUGAUGAAUAUAAAACAGAAAAGCAGUGUCUCUCUUUUAGCCCCAUCUGGCAGUCCGAAGAAGUUGUACUCGAAACCAUCAUAUCCUGCUGGAGAUAGGAGGCAGGGGCGAGGAGCCUAACCCCAUGUAGGAUGGGACUCAACAGGUGGUGGUGGGGUGGUGGAGGUUGCCGUGUUAGGACACUGAAACAGCAAUGUGAUAGAUUGCGAGCAGACUUAUAAAGCAAUGGCUUACAUGUGAUUGGCUGGGAAUUACCCAGCUAAUGGUGCGAUGAUGUACAGCUGCUAGUCUUCCCGCUAGAACUACGCUGCACUUACAUUUCUGUUUACCUCAGUUUACAUUAUGUGGUAUAGAGUCUUCUGGGAUCCCUCCACCUCCCUUCCCUUACACUAUGCUCAAUACAGGAUUACAUUUACUUGCAAACUACUGAAUUACUUUUGUAGGUUUAUGUAGAUAUUACAGAAUUAAAGAGAGUAUAAUUUUAAUUGAAGUAUAUUUAAAGAAGCAUAAUUUUCUGUAAAGCUUCUUCAAAAUAAUGUGUGUUGUGUAAAGCGCUAUACAAAUACAAAUGGCUUGACUUAAGAGUACAGACCUCAAAUGUUAGUAAAUGAGCAUCCAAUGUUAAAGCUAUACUUAUAAAAUUGUAUUUUAUUUAUUUAUUUGUAUUAUUAUUAAAUGACCAUUUCAUUGUUCUUCAGAGCAAUCUUCAGUUGGCACAGUACUAAGGUGACCAUACGUCCUCUUUUUCCCGGACAUGUCCUCUUUUUCUGACCUUAAAAAAAGCAUCCGGCCGGAAUUUCUACAUUCGGCUUUAGUUGCAUUAUGAUGUGCAUCUGGUCUAAUACUUUAUUGUGUGGCAUCAAACAGUUGCUUGACAGAAGCAGCAAAUGACAGCUGAGUGUAAACAAUGCCCAAAUGAAAGUGCAAAUUUACAGAAGAUUUGCACAAAAAAUUCCCAUGCUUUCAUCCAGGUCAAGAUCCGUGGGAAGCAGAAUGUAUAGCAUGUUAAGAUGGCUCUUAUGUGUCAGUUGCUAAUAAAGGUGCAUGUGAUGUAGAAGCACACAUUAGCUCUGCGAUGCAUAAAGGGUCAGAAAAAGGUGAAAGUUCAUCAGGUAAAUUUUUUGCGACCAGGUAAAAUUGUUAUUACAUUGCUUCCUUUUCCAUGGCCAUUCAA